GCUGGGCUCUCAGUCUUGGCUCUUUGCUUCAUCUUCCUCCUGGGCAUCAAGACUGAGCUCAGCACCUUGGUGCAGUUCACAGAGUGGGACUUGCUGCUGAGCACUGCUAUCUUAGCCACCAGGGAGGGUGUCAUGUACAACCGAUUCCUCAGGGCACUCUACAGCAGGACUGCCUCAGAUGAAGAGCUCAGGCAGGAGACCCUGGUGGUGGAGAACACUCAGCGACCUGAGCUCUCAGUACUUUGGGCCCACCACCAACCUGAGAAUGACAUCAAUGAGUUGCUGGCCUCAGCACAUGCUUUCAGCUGUGCUAAGCAACAUUGGCUCAGUGCACAUAGCAGGGAAGUAGGACUCAGAACCAAGGCUGAGAGGCUCAAUGUGCUUAGCAGCAUAGACCUCUCAGAUGUGGCUGAGCCUGACCUACUUUCUCAGUGGAACAUUGAAGCUGAGGUGGAAUGGCACCUCAGUGAUCUACAGGCUCAGAAUGAAUUCUGA
Cladocopium goreaui is the source of this 495-nucleotide messenger RNA. The record is from the annotation of a GenBank genome assembly. Lineage: Eukaryota; Dinophyceae; Suessiales; Symbiodiniaceae.